CGUGCUCGGGACCGCGGAUAUCAUGUUCUUGAUUAUAAUUUGUUGUUAGUUUUAAAAAAGAAAAAAGUUCCCUCAAUAAUAAAAUUGCGUAUUUUUAUAAGCAAUUUUCAUAUUUUUGGCUUGUAUGCAUAAAUUGUUAAAAAAAUUAAAGUGCGUUUUAGGCCUAUGCUCGUGAUUUUUUUCCAUCGAGCGAAAGUCAAAAAACCUACGGCACUUUAAAAGUAUACUAAGCCCGAAGGCCACGGAAUGCACGUUCCGAGCGUGCAAGCUCGACGCUGACACCGAUACAUUGGUUAGACAAAAUAUUUUUUACGUCGGUGGUAAACAAGCAUACGGCCCGCCUGAUAGUAAGCAGUCUGCAGAAGCAGUAUAUAAGACGUCGAGCGUGUAUGCGGGGAGCGUGCACUACGUGACGAGACGUAAGAUUCUACGUCAGCAGUUAAUUUACUGAACAACUUUAUGCAGGCUUGGUACGGACGAUGACGUCGUUCGGCAUCAUUGGCCUCUUCGUGAUGACGAUGGGAUGCGGUUUCUCCGUUUAUACGUUCAGGAAUCCUCGGUAUAUGUUCAAGAGACUCGCUGCUGGCAUUCAUUUUAUAAGUACAUCCUGCACUUUCGUCGUGGUACAGGUGAUGUCAACUACGGUAGAUGUGCUGGAAAAAAAUGUUCCUGCCAUCUAUCCCAAGACUGCGUACCAUUACUUCCACGUCAGCUUCUACCUGGCGGUGUUCGUGGUGUUGGUGAACGCUUUUGCUGCGGCAUCUUUCCUGUGGUACUCACGCAAGAGGAAAGGUGACAAGGCGGCCACCGACGAGCUGGCCAUGGCCGACGAGCCCACCAUCAUCGGGCGAUGACGAGAUGGUCACACCACAGCCCAGCAACCCUCGUUGCUCAGGAAGCUCAUUUCUUUACUUAACAGUGCUCAAAAGACCAAUAGCUAUAACAAUUUUCAAAGUCUUCCAUGUAUUGUAUUGUGCACCUGCACGUUCACCUUUGGCCGACAUCUCUUUUACCAGAACAUACGAUUUAAAGGGUGAAAGACCUCGUGAAAAUGUCAUUCGAGUUCGUGGUCAACAGAAAAAUUGACACUCGGCCAAAGAAUUCCUGUAGGAGUACAUUUUCGGGGUUUCAUCAACGUUCGUUCUUGUCCAUUUGAAAUUAUCAUAAUUUGCACAAAUUCAUUACAGUUGCGAUCGAAUUCUGGUCGUGUUUCUUGAUUAUUUUUGCGAACUAGUGUUUGUUUUUUAAGAAUUAAAAUUAAAAUAGGUAUUAUUUACAUACAUACCUACUUUUAUCACAGCCGAGUACGGGUCAUUUUUAGUGCCGUGAUUAAUUGAGAUUACAUUUACGUGAUAAACUAAUCGAAUAGUUAUGUAAGUAUUUAUUAUUUUGUGCAUUAUGUUCGAAACAAUACAGCUUAAGGAUUAAUUUGUAACUGUCACUAUUAAAAAUAUCUUUACUAUACAGGCUGUUUAAAACUGUUCAAAUAUUCAUUCUAACGCACCUGCUGGAUGUACGUUUUUACCACAUAAAACUGUGGUAUCUAGACUAGCCGCUAUUUAUUAUGUAUGAAGAAGCAAGUGUUAUGCCUGCUUCAUGUUGCUUAAGUAUGAGUGUAACUAUUUUACUCAUGGGCAAAUUGUGUAUUCACUUACGCAUUCGUUGUAUUACUUAAUAUAUCCAUUUAAGCUAAACUCCGCUACAUGGUGCAAUGUAUAAUUCGAGUUUUAGUUAUUAGAUCUGUUUCCAAUAAGAUACGGAUACGAUACUGAUCUCAUAACUAGAAAUCGAAUCGGCCUGUUAGUCUUAGCUAGCCCGAAUAUAACUAUUUAAUCCUAAAAGUGACCGAGUCAGACAGCCAAAUUUCAAAACGCAAAUCGAGGUUUUAUAGGCCCCUGGUUUCACAGGUUUUAAUUUUAGGUGCAAGUGUUUUAAAAUUUCUUGUGUCGCUCAGAGUCGAAAGGAUCUGGGCUUCGUCGACUACAAAAGUGCCGAGAUUUAAUUACAACAUUAUUGAUUACAUAUAUAGCCUCGUCUGAUGGAAAGCAUAUGUAGUGUAAGGCCUAUUUUACACACUGAUUAGUAUUUAUUGUGACUACAUAUAUUUAAUGGCAAAUGUAUGAGCUCGCACUAAAUACUAUUCAAAGUGUGAACAGGCCUCAAACGAACCAAUUUAGCUUUAUUUACUCCGUAAACUUUUUUUUUUUUUAAUUUGCUCUUCAAAUAGUCCAAUUAACGUAUAAUCUGUAUGUAUAUAUUACGUUAACUAAAAUUACUUAAUUAAAAUUUGAGUAUAAGAUUGGGAUUUUUAUUACUAUUCAUGCUUGCCUUGUUUAAACUUUCUAUAGGUUCAGGCUAUAUGUGAAAUCAGUUGUAAACAGCAAAAGUAAUAUUUCCAGUUAUUUCGUGUCUGUUAUAGGGUGUUGAUGAUACUAGUUUAAGGGAUAGUUGUCCGGCCAAUUCAGAAUUCUUCAGAAUGCCGGGUUAUUUCGGAAACUGAUUGUAAUAUCAUUAAUUAUGGAUGAUUUUCGGAAUUAAACACCCGUUUAUAACACCUUGGUGGACACUAAACGCUUACCUAUAGGCGUAAUUCCAUUGUUCUUUCUAUUUUUUCUGGGGUAGUGUUCAUCAACUUAUUAGCAGCAUUCUGAAGAAAAAAUACCAAAGAAAAAUAAAAACAUCUAUGCGUGUGUUAUCGAUAAAUGCAUUUAAAAUCGCUAAAAUAUUUUGUCAAUAUGUGCUUCUAGUCAAAUUAGAAUUGAAAUGGCUCAAUGUGGCCUAAGUUUAUGUACUUUAGAUUAUUUAAAGAAAAAACAAGAUUUUUUUCAGAAGUAAUGGUUAAAAAUAAAAUCACAUUAAGGGGUUAAAAUCAAUUAUUCUUAUCUAUUUUUCAUUCGACAUACUUAAGAUUUCAUCACAUAUUGUAGACAAACAGGAAAUGACUUUAAUAUACGAGUAUAAAAGAGUACCUUAAGUUAUGAACUGAUGAAUAGAGCUAUUGUAAAAUUUGACCAAACUACUUUUAAGGGUAGGUAAAAGCAGAUACCUAAUUUAUUAUUUAUUUAUACGUUUAUGCAUUACUAAGGUACAUGGGUUCAAUAUAUAUGAAGAACACUUUAUUAAAACAUGUGCCUUGUUGCGGGCCAGACAUUUUUAUAAAUUCUUAACAUUUUAUUUUAGGUAUGGGAGCUUUUUUUGUUUUACGCAUUAAAUACGUGAAAUAUGAAUACUUAUACCGGUGCUACCCUAAAGGGUUAACACAAUUUUCUAUCAAAACAUCUUGAUAUCUGGUUAUUCCAUAUGGAAACAUGUAUCAUGUUAGGCAAUCGUCUUCAUAUCAGUGAGAAAAAUGCUUGUCCCAUAAUAGGGCACAACGUCUUUAAUAAUAGCCUAGUACAGUCAAGGUAUUAAAUAUCGAUACGGACAAAGUGACAAAAAUAUAUACACACAAUCUUAAUAUAUAGGCAAUAAGGUCGUGCAUACAUAUUUUUGGCACUUUGUCUGUAUCGAUAUUUAAUACCUUGACUGUACAAUACUCGUAAGGUAAACUCGAAAGCCGUGAGUUUUUCAUUUGAUCAGAAGGCAUAUUCUGAGCAUAAUAACAGGGUAUGAAUUUGGUCUGGAUUUGUUGUGAAUAUAAUUUGUCAGUGUCAAAAGUGACAUUUAUGGUUAAAUAGAUGUCAGUUUUGACAAUGAUAGAUAUAUCGAUAACACAUGCAGAUCAAAUUCACAGCCUGUCAAUUACUGUCGGAAUACGCCUCCAGAAGUUUAACCCAAUUUGCGCAGUUCUAAGGCAAGCACGUUCUUGCUGAAUACUUUGCCGUUCCUGCUAUCUAUUUAAUUACGUUCUUGGUAAAUGCCCACAAUCAGUCUAUUCUCAAUUGUGUUUUUUGACCUACCUAAUUGAAAUUGGAUCGAAUUUGUAUUGGUCGUCUGUGCGCGCGGGCUAGCGAUGUGCACUCGUUAUAAAGUUUAAUUUAAUUGAAUUCAAAGUUACAGGAAGAACUCGCCUUAAAUUUGCUCAGUUGGGGAAUCAGCUUUUUUCACAACGUUGUAUUAAAACUGUCAUACUGAGAAAUACUUUAAAUGGGUUAGUUUUGGGUGGAAAUGGACGGUACUUAAAAUAAGGUUUCUAAGUUCCUUUGCAAACUAGACUGAAAGAUGGCGAGUAUUUAAGUAUGAUCACAAUUCCAGCCACCUGACGCUAAUCCAUUGAAAUGACUUGUAAAAUGUAAUAUUUAUGGAAUGUAUCCUAGAGUGCUAAGGUUUGUUUGAUUAAAUAUUUUGCAUUAUUGUGUGUACUGCUGUUUAAGCUCUCCAUGUUUAUAUUUAUUUUAUAAUGAAAAUAUUUCAAAAGC
Molecule: messenger RNA, 4358 nt
Organism: Cydia pomonella (codling moth)
Lineage: Eukaryota; Metazoa; Arthropoda; Insecta; Lepidoptera; Tortricidae
Exons: 3
Coding region: 480-854 (124 amino acids)
Source: RefSeq, a predicted model, not a curated record